Paramecium pentaurelia is the source of this 1008-nucleotide messenger RNA. The record is from the annotation of a GenBank genome assembly. Lineage: Eukaryota; Ciliophora; Oligohymenophorea; Peniculida; Parameciidae.
AUGAAUAAUUUAUAUUGCUAGAAGAAAAAAAGAAUUCAUGAAGUAACUUAUGCAUAAAAAGUAAUCAAUUCUGUUAAACCAGAUAUUGAAAAUAUUAAACUUAAUGAAAACUUAUUUUAAGCUCAAUAAAUGGCUAGACAUUCAUCUACAUUAAUUAAAGAUAUAUAAAAAGAUGUAAGAUUGACACUUAAGAAAUAUGAUUCAUAUGUUAAAAUGAGUGAAUCUAAUAGAAAAAUAACUGAUAAAUAGGUUAGUGAAUCUACUAGAAGGUAUUAAAGUGAAAGUCCUCUAAAAUAAUAAGAAUCAACUGAUAAAGAACUUGAGACUUUAAGAUAAUAACAAAGAAUUCUAAUGACUCUCCUUAACAAUUUAUAACAAUAAGAAAAUCUAAUAGUUUCUUAAUCAUUUCCAAUUCCUGAACCUCAUCCUAAAUCUGUUAUUGAUAAAGAAUGGUUUCAAUAGAAAACUAAAUAAUUAUAGUAAAUUUAAAAUACAUAAGCAUAAAUUGAAAAUACAUCAUCCAAAAGAUUAGAUAAAAGUGAUGUUAUAUAAAUUGAUCUAAGUAAAGUUAAAAGAUCACCUAAUAGUAAAUCUAGUUCUGCUUAAAAUUUCUUUAGUCCAAAUAAAAAUCCUAUUAAGAAUUCUCUUACAUAUAUUUAAAAUUCUACUUCUAGUUAUGCUAAAUUACAUAGAAAACAAUCUAAUUCUCCUUAAAAAUGGGGUUAAUAUGGUGUUAUAAAUCAAUAAAAACCAUAGAAAAAUUUGAUAGUAAGUAAAAGGAAUGAAUAAUGGAAACAAAGGGUUGACAAUAAAAUAAGAAAUGAAUUAAUAAAAAAAUAAGAAAGAGAAAUAAAAGCAUGCACAUUUAAACCUAAAAUCUUAUCUAAGACCCCAAAAAGUAAUCGUAAUAGUAAAGAAACAUCAACAGAUUUUAAUGAAUUAAUGUUUUUAAUUGAUGAUAUCAAUGAAUUUAAUGAUAAAAAUAAGAGAUCAACUAUUAAAAAAUGA